AUGCGGUCCGGCCACGUGUCCAUGAACGUGACGCUGCCGGCGGGCUCGUUUAACCUGGGCGAGUACCCCGGCCAGCUGGGCAUCUGCCAGGCGGUGUUCAACAGCCCGGGCAACAUGGACGCGGGCUCGUUGUGGAUCAUUGGGUCGCCGCUGCUGAAGGCUUAUUACACGGUUUGGGAUGGGCUUAAUCACAAAAUUGGAUGGGCUACGUUGAAGAGUCCCUCAGGUGGUGAUGGUCAGUGUACCUGCAAGCCUGCUACGGCAUGA
Molecule: messenger RNA, 267 nt
Organism: Anthostomella pinea
Lineage: Eukaryota; Fungi; Ascomycota; Sordariomycetes; Xylariales; Xylariaceae
Source: the annotation of a GenBank genome assembly